Messenger RNA from Aspergillus calidoustus, 2655 nucleotides. Lineage: Eukaryota; Fungi; Ascomycota; Eurotiomycetes; Eurotiales; Aspergillaceae. The record is from the annotation of a GenBank genome assembly.
AUGGAGGACGCUAUCCAAGACGAAGACGAAGACAGUUUUCAAAGAAGCUUUAUGAAGCUUGGAUCUUUUGCUGCAGACCGUCAACACAACCGGCUUGAAGAAAGUCACAUUCUACACGAAGCAGCAAAGAGAAACUCCCUCCUAAUUGUCACCCUCAUCCUCUCCACCAAUCCCAACACGAAUGCGAGAAACCUAGAGGGCUGGGCUGCUCUGCAUAUUGCAGCUGAUUCAAGGUGUGAAAACGCACCUGAGAUCAUCACCGCUCUGAUCCACCAUGGCGCUGAUGUCAAUAUGAGGGAUGCCACCCAAUGGCUCCCUCUUCAUCGAGCUGUGAACAGUCGAGCGGUAGAGAAUGCGCUUAGACUCAUUGACAACGGCGCCGAAGUCAAUGCAGUGGUUCCCGACGUGGGCGCAACCAUCUAUCUCGCCCUCGAUGCCAUUCAAGACAGCCCUCCUACGGCUCUGGCGAUGGUUUCGAACCUUCUGUCUGCGGGCGCAGACCCCAACUCCCGAGACUAUCAUGGCAACACCCCUCUUCACAGGGUCCGCCAGCUCCAGUCGCAAAUAGUCGAUCGCCUCCUCGAGGCAGGAGCAGAUCCCAAUGCCCAAGAUUACGAGAGAAAGACCCCACUCCAUAAAGCUGUUACCAACGACGAGUAUCUUCUAGCCAGAACUCUAUACAACGCUGGCGGAGAUCCGACUGCAGUUGAUAAGGAUGGGGCGACACCAGAAGCACUUGCAGCGGAUCGUGAAUAUCAUGACUCGUUCGAAGCCCUGUUUAAUGCGUCCAGGACAAGUCAGAAACCAAAGUUUCGGCUGCUAUACCAACAGGCUCGGCCUUUUGAAAUGCACCCUGUACGUAGGGAGGUCUGUGCGGAAUUCCGAGGCUCCUUCUGGUACAUCAAAACCCCAGUAGACGCUAAGGAAAACUUCAAAUCGUCCGAGUAUGAUGACUAUGGUAAGCCGCGCGUCAGCUGCUCUCCGCUAGCAGAGCCAGAAGAUGAAAGUUCCACACCAGGGGAUGUGACGUGCCGCCAGUUGACCAGGGCCACACCGACAGUGUACGAUAUGCUAUAUAGUGACGCUUUACUAAACGGCUUCAAAGUGGCUAGUGGUCCUAGGUGGAUUCACCUACCAUUCACAGUUAAACUAUGGAUAGAUCACUUGAUUGAGGCCAUCGCCAGAAUUACCGCGCACGGUAAUUCGAGCCUCCCUCGGACAGACAACGAUAGUGCAGCUUCCGGGGCAAACCAUCUGGGUGACAGCGCUGAUAUCAAGCGCUUCAUCUCGGAAACAUUCAAUGAAACUGGGCUAGUAGCAGGUUAUCGGCAGCCUGGGCUUGUAUUUAAAGAAAGCCCCGGAAAGCAGGCACCCCACAGAGUCUCGUUAGUUCUGCCUUUGAUCGACGUGGACUACAGCAUCACAGAGAUGACACGCGUGGGAAUCGGGAAUGGGGUCAGAGGAAACAGAGAUGAAAGAAAUCAAACGCACAUCCAAACAAUUAGAAAACUACAGGGUAGCUACGAUGACGAUUGCUGCAGGCUACAUUUCCCCCGGACAUUGGACGAGUCAAGCUAUGACUUUCUAGAGACUGAUGAUUUGAAAAGGCGCGAUCAGAGUCAGGUUCUCACUGUGUAUCUGGAGGGCAAGAGGGCCCUUGCAGAAGCGGAAUCGUCAACACCUGCCAGCACCAGACGCUUAUUAGGACAAGCGGUACCCAAAUCUAGAGAAGGUGCAAGGGAACAUUUACUUUGGAGAACACUGAAGAACGAAAAGUCAGCCGCGCCUUCAGCCAGUGCUGGCCAGGAGAAUGAUGGCCCGAUUCGGACAAAAAUGCUGAUGGUUCCACAGCUUUGGUUAUGGAAGCUUGAUGAGCAUACCAUCAUUUCGGCAUACCCAGAAAGAUGGGAUGCACCAUGCGGCCAGUCGAUGUUUGACAAGGUCCGAAGAGAACUGCAGUUCUGUACAACAGUCGACGAUGCGAUUUCCAAAAUAGCAGACACUUGUGUGAAUUACAUACAAGACUCGUGGUAUGUGUCCAAAGGCAAGUCUUACACAACCUUCGAUGCAUUCGAUCAGACCAUUGCAGAGGCGUCUAACGAAGUCACCAAAUGCUACGAGGAAUUCGAAACGUCAGUCGGUUCAGCGAACAAGAACAUUCACCUCCAGGUCCACAGAGGUGCAGGUAUACUCAAGAAGAUCAGCGACGUUGUGGACGAGAUUGGUAUAAUCAAACGAGUGUUGAACGAUCAAGCCCUCGUCAUGACGAGCAUCCUCCGAUGGAGAUCUCAAACGGAUGGUCCUGACAGGGCGGAGGAGGCCAAAUAUAUGCACCAUCCACUAGAACGGUUCAACCGGCUGGAACAAAACGCGAGCAGCGUUCAGAGUUCGCUUAUUACCCUCCUUGAUAUCUGGCAAAGGGAAUCGAUCAUCGAUGAUGCACGCGAGGAAUCAAGACAGUCUCGUGUUCUAUUUGUCUUCACGGCUGUCACUGUGUGUUUUUUGCCUCUCUCCUUCAUCGGACAGGUAUUGGCUUUGCCAAUGAAAGAGCUGGACAGGGACCCUGGCGAGCACUUUGCCGCCUCGUGGGUCCUCGAGGUAGAAGGCAAGUAUCACGCCGCUGGCAAAGAUCAAUCAAAGGGACAAGUAAGCUGA